Mytilus trossulus (common blue mussel) is the source of this 4154-nucleotide messenger RNA. Its product is annotated as heat shock 70 kDa protein 12A-like. The transcript has 6 exons. Gene Ontology annotation, molecular function: ATP-dependent protein folding chaperone; ATP binding. The record is from RefSeq and is a predicted model, not a curated record. NCBI's taxonomy places the organism in Eukaryota, Metazoa, Mollusca, Bivalvia, Mytilida, Mytilidae. Bases 55 to 2133 code for a protein of 692 amino acids.
UACGAUACUCAGUUCGAUGUGUGUAUUCACUCUUAUAUAAACAGAAAACGUAAAAUGUGGGUUUGCUUAAAUUGUCAUGAGUUUAACAGUCCGGAGUAUGAAAAUUGUUUAGCAUGUCAUACAGCACGACCGCAAUCUAGAACAGGAAGUUCAAAAGUAUUUGUAGGUCGAAAUGAAAACAAAGCCGCUAGUCUCUUUCUCGAGGGUAUCAAAAAGUCUGUUGACAAUACUUUAGAUGGUCGAAGGAGAAGACCAGCUAGCGAAGGAACUUUGGAACAAAGACAACACAUUGAUGACGACGAAAAAGUAACAGAACAUCUUGUUAACAAAUUUGUACAUCUGCUUUCAAAUGCACCAAAUCAGCAAAAAUUUAUAAGACAUGACUCGGAUACGUCUCAGAUGACAAAUCAUAUACUGGUGGCUGCUGUGGACUUUGGUACAACUUAUAGCGGUUAUGCUUUUUCCUUUCGCCAUGAAUUCAAAGACAACCCUCUCCAGAUACAUGCCAACCAAGCCUGGAAUGCUGGAGGUCGAUCACUAUUAUCCCUGAAAACACCAACAUGUCUGCUACUGAACAACAACAAAGAGUUUGUGGCAUUUGGUUAUGAUGCAGAGAAUAUGUUUUCAGAUAUUGUAAUGGAAGGUGAACAGAACAACUACUAUUAUUUCCACAGAUUCAAAAUGAACCUACACAAUAAUAAGCAUAUCACCAAUGAAAUGGUUUUGAAAGACAUUUCUGGCAAACAUGUUUUAGCGCUUGAUGUUUUUUCAUUGGCAAUCAAAGCAUUAGUUAUGCAUUUGCUAGAUCUUCUCGAAAACAGGGGGACUAAUGUAGAGAUGAAAGAUAUACUAUGGGUAUUGACAGUUCCUGCUAUCUGGUCUGAUGCUGCUAAACAAUUUAUGAGGAAUAGUGCUAAAAAGGCAGGCAUUACAGAAAAUAAUUUGAAAAUUGCGCUUGAACCUGAGGCAGCAUCCAUUCAUUCUCAAUAUCUUCCUACAAAGAAACUAAUUGGAACUGAAAAACAAGGAUUCACAAUGACUGAGCCUGGAACAAAAUAUAUGGUUGUUGAUCUCGGUGGUGGGACCGCAGAUAUAACUGUGCACAAGAAACUGUCAAACGGAGGACUAGAAGAACUGAACCAUGCCACCGGUAAUGACUGUGGAGGAACUUCCGUGGAUGGUCAUUUCUUUCAAAUUCUUACCCAAAUUGUCGGUGGUCCCCUAAUUAAGAUAUUUCAAGAAGAAGAUCCAGAGGGUUAUUUAGAUCUCUUUCGAGAAUUUGAGGUGGUAAAAAGAACAAUACACCCGAGCAAAACAGGAAAGGUAAACUUCUCGAUUCCAUUCGUGUCACUUAAUGAAAAGUGUAAAACUCACCUAGGUGAAACCCUACCCGAUGUUUUCCUUGCGUCUCCGUUUAAAGAUGAUAUUUCAUUUCGAGGCGAUAAAAUGAAGAUUGCUGUUGAACUGAUGAAGAACAUUUUUAAGCCAUCAAUUGACCGUAUAAUAUCCCUCAUACAAUCAGUAUUUGACAGCGAUGCAUUGGUAGAUGUAGCGCAGAUUCUUCUUGUUGGCGGGUUUUCAGAAUGUUUACUUAUACAAGACGCAAUAAAAACGACAUUUCCAAAUAAAAAGGUUAUAAUACCGGAAGAGGCAGGGUUGUCUGUUCUUAAAGGGGCAGUGCUUUUCGGACAUAGACCAUUCUAUAUUGAAUCACGAAAAAUGAAAUACACCUAUGGCAUAGAAUUAAAGGGUCGUUUUGAUUCAUCUGAACAUGACAGAAAACGAUUAGUUGUGGUAGAUGGAGUCGAAUAUUGUGAUAAAAUAUUUCAAAAACUUGUAACAAUAAAUGAAACUGUUCCUGUAGGUUCGACAAUUAACCGGUCAUACGGCGCUAUAGGGACAACAACGGAAACUGACGAAUUUUCAUUCUUUAUAUCAACAGAUGAAGAUCCGCAAUAUACAGAUGAAGAUAGUUGUUCUCAUCUCGGGACAUUAAUUAUUCCCCUUUCCGAUCCAUGUGAAAGCGGAAGACCAAUAACUGCUAUGUACUAUUUUGGGGGAACGGAAAUAGCUCUAACUGCCACAGAAGUGAAUUCUGGGAUCCAUUACGAAGCCAAUUUCAAUUUGAUUUAAAACAAAGAAAAUAACCGUGUUUACAAAAAUAUAUACUUUAAUAGAAACACUAUUGAAUAAUGACCACAUAAUUUCUGAAAUGUUUUACUAUUUAAAUCUAUAUAAUAUUCUGAUUGCGUUUUAAAUCUUAUUGCAGUAUAAAAUUUGAGUUGCGUUUACGUCGGUACUGGCAUGAACUACGCAUAUUGUGUCAUAAAAAUUUGUUGUUAUAAAAUUUUUGAAUUUAAUUUAAAUUAAGAAGUAUAUCUCCCUCAUGGAAAGCUCGGGCAUCUUGUAAAAAAAAUCUUAACUCUUGUCCUUUUACAUUUUUAUUAGCCCUUCAACUUUUAAAUAAGCUUUCAAAUUGGAUUUUCAAAAAUUUUGGCCUCGAGCAUCACCGAAUAGACAUGUUUUGUCAUAGUGUACGUCUGGUGCAAUUAAUUUGGUAAUUUUAAUGUUAAAGACCAAUUUGGUCAACCUUUGGGAUUUACCUAGGUGUCGGUAUAAAUAACGCUAAAAAUUUACUAACAAUUUAGAAAUUUUGUUUUUCGAAAAAUUCUUUCUCGAAGGUUUAUUAAGGGAAAAUUGCAAGUACAUGCAUAGUAAGAUAUUUGAACAUUUAUUUAUCUUUAAAGGAAACUAACCUUGCUAUUAUAUUAAAGUCUAAAUACAUAACUAAAAAUAUAUCGCUUUACAGAUAUUAACACUUGGUUUUGGGCAAUAUCAUGUCAAUGUGUAUAUUUUGGCAUUAAAACGGACCCACUUUCAUCAAAACAUUUUAUAUUAUAGUUCGUCCGGCUAGUGAGGAAGACACCUCUCAAUGUAGUGUAGGAAAUUUUCUAUUGCUGAAAAUUCGUAUCUUUUGAAUUUUUUAGAGUCUUGGUUUGAUCGUGUUUUUGUCGAGCUGUCUAAUUGCCGUAUACCUAAAUUUUUUGGUAUUACAUGUAUGUAACAAUUACAUGAUUCUCCUGGAAUUGUCUACAGUUUAUAUUAGGUCAGGCUUAAACAAAUGGUCCCCCUUAAACCAAAUCAAAUAGCGAUUUGACAUAGCUAGUCAGUCUGCGAGGUUUUUUUUUUCGCCGGCAAGAUUAUGCCUAGUAUUACAAAUGAUUAUGAAGUCGCGAAAGUCAUCAACAAAACAAUAAAAUUAUGUCACAAUUAUUUGAACUAUACCAUUCUAUGAUGAAUUUUAAAAAAACAACAAUCAUAAUCAGACUUUUAAUAUCAUUCAAUAAAACGAAGUUUUCAUUACCACAAGUACGUUUUUUUCUUUCACCAUCUAAUACAAUUAAAGUGGAAAUGCGGGUUAAGUAGACAUGGACAUAAAUUUAGUCUUGAAGAAAACCAUCAACCUCUCAAAGAAUUUUUACAAAUUUAGUAAUUUGUAAGGAGCGCGGCACUUUUUCUCUACAUAUGGCAGCGAAUUAACGUCCCAAAUCUGACCUUAUGCCAUACUUCUGUAUUUAUCAUCGAUUUGGUAUCUUACUUAAAAGUCAAGUAUUCACCUCAGCAAUAUUUUGGAGGAUGUUUUUGAAAAUAAUGGCCGAUCAAAUACUUUGGUGUUGUGCUCUUUUGGAAAAAUAAUUUUUAAGAAUUUAGAAGAUUUAUUCCUCAGUUUAACAUAGAAAUAUAUAAAACUCUUUGAAAUAUUAGCACGGUAAGAAUGUUAUAGCCCCUUAGAAAUGUAAAACAAUAAUUUACACAAAUACAAUUUGAUACCAUGAAUUUAUCAACCAGGCAGAAUCUAGCGAACAAUAGCUAGCGAACAAUAAGCCAGCAAACAAUAAGGCGAUAUAUCGAGAAACCAAAAACAGGAUGAGACAACAACGGGCGUUAAAUAAAAAAAUAUUCAAAAAGGCAGGAAAUCAGUUAAAAUAAAGCAAUUUUAACUCAAUUUUGAAAUGGUUAUUAUCCAAUCCAUUGUUUUAACAAGUCAAAUAACUCUUUAAGCUAAUAUUCGAUACCACAAAAACCCUGCAUCUAUCAACGGAUUAUUUAUAAGUGUAGGGUCACCAAUGCACCCACUUCAAUUUAGAACGUAU